AUGUCUUUCAGCGAUCAACAGUGUAAGCAACCAUGCGUGCCACCUCCAUGUCUUCAAAAGAGCCAAGAAAAGUGCCAGGCACAAGCUGAGGAUGUAUGUGUCCCCUCAUGUCAGGACCCCUGCCAAGAUAAAUGUCCACAGCAAGCUCAAGAGGUAUUUGUUCCUCAGUGCCAGGAGUUAAGCUCAGGAAACUGCCCACAACAAGGCCGAGAGCCAUGCCUACCUCCAAGCCAAGACCAGUGCCUGCCUCAGCUUGUGGAGCCAUGCCAGGAUUUGGCCCAAACAAAAUGUGUGGAAGAGUUCCCACAGAAGAUCCAAGAGAAGUGUCCGUCCCAGGGCAAAGCAAAGUAG
Psammomys obesus (fat sand rat) is the source of this 351-nucleotide messenger RNA. RefSeq names its product proline rich 9 (gene Prr9). NCBI's taxonomy places the organism in Eukaryota, Metazoa, Chordata, Mammalia, Rodentia, Muridae. The coding region runs from base 1 to 351 and encodes 116 amino acids. The transcript has a single exon. The record is from RefSeq and is a predicted model, not a curated record.